AUGGCGAAGAAAACCUUAUCCAACGAUCAAAUCGAAUAUCAUUUGACAAUACCAUUAGGCACUGAAGAUGAACAAGACUCCUCAGGCGCUAAAAGUGACGGUGACAUUGCCAUAAUUCGAUCUAUCGUCAACAAACUUUAUAAAACGUUUAGCGAUACGGAUGACGAAGAGCAAUUUGUUUCACCGAACAGGUAUGGAUCCGCUGCACCAUUAUCAGGGUCCUAUGGUGGUGAAAUGCAGCAGCAUAUAUCAAAUCCUAGUGGUUCCAUUCCUGCUGUUCAUCUAGAUCAACUGCUUCACGAACACGUCAAUCAACAGUUGUAUCUUCCGCGUCUACUGCACCAAAAGACGCUGCUCCUUCACCUGCUGCAUCCGUCGCCAGUAAAAAGCGAAAUAUCAUCUGAAAAAAAAAAGCUUUCCAUCCAACAAACCGUGGGUUUUGUGGGCAAACCGAUCUAG
Molecule: messenger RNA, 459 nt
Organism: Pieris macdunnoughi
Lineage: Eukaryota; Metazoa; Arthropoda; Insecta; Lepidoptera; Pieridae
Source: the annotation of a GenBank genome assembly